UGAACUUUUAUCUCCGGUAGUUACAUAGUUAUUUUCUUUUUAUUUUAAUUUUUUUAAUACUUCCAGAUCUCUAUUCAGGUACUUCGUACUUGUCGCCUUCAUUUUCUUAUAGAACGUGAAUUCCAAGGGAAAUCCAAUAUGGAGGUCGACACAGAAACUACAGACAAAAUACCCAUGACGAAGUAUAACAAUGGCGCUCGUGUCGUUAAACGAGCUCGAAUGGAAUUUGACCCAAAGGAAGAGCGCGAAAGACGACGACGAUUGCAGGAAGCGCAAAGAGAUUACGGAAGAGGCAAAAAAGUGAACGUCAAGGGGAUUAAAGACAAGAAAUUACGAAGUAAUCUAAAGUCACUCGAGAAUAAAUACCAGGAUGCUGCUGUGAAGGCGAAAGAUGCCGAAAUCCUUCUCGAGAACACCGGCGGCUUCCUGGAGCCAGAGCACGAGCUGGAGAGAACCUACAAAGUGCGCCAGGAUGACAUACUGGACGAAGUUUCCGUUGAAACGGCCAAGAAGCGAUUCGAGUUGAAGCUUGACCAACUUGGUCCCUACAUCUUUGAGUACUCUCGAACAGGUCGGGAAUUACUACUAGCAGGGCGCAGAGGUCAUGUUGCCAUGAUGGAUUGGCGCAAAGGAAAAUUGGAGUGCGAGCUACAACUUGGAGAAACAGUUCGAGAUGUGCGGUGGCUUCACAAUAACCAGUUCUUCGCCGUGUCACAGAAAAAGCACGUCUACAUAUACGAUCGCCAGGGCGUGGAGAUACAUUGCUUGAGGAAGCACCAAGAGGUUACUCACAUGGAAUUUCUACCGUAUCACUUUUUGUUGGCAACUUUGGGUAUGUCUGGCUUUCUCAAGUACCAAGACGUAUCUACUGGCCAACUUGUGACAGAAAUUCCGACAAAACUCGGAGCCCCUGUAUCAUUCACGCAAAACCCCUAUAAUGCUGUCGUACAUGCCGGUCAUCAGAAUGGAACAGUCACAUUGUGGUCUCCCAAUUCUAGCGAGCCGCUAGUUAAGCUGUUGGCACAUAAGGGUCCUGUUCGGUCAUUAGCUGUCGAUAGGGAAGGUCGGUAUAUGGUAUCAGCUGGGCAAGAUUGCAAGAUGGCCGUAUGGGAUAUAAGAAUGUUCAAAGAAGUUAACAGUUAUUUCACCCGACAACCAGCCUCCUCUAUUGCGAUAUCAGAUCGGGGUCUCACAGCGGUCGGAUGGGGAACGAAAACAACAAUUUGGAAAGGCCUGUACUCGAAGCAUGCUGCAGAACAAGAGAAAAUCCAGAGCCCUUAUAUGACUUGGGGAGGGGAGGGUAAGCGCGUCGAGCGUGUUCGCUGGUGUCCGUUCGAAGACUUCCUAGGACUGGGCCACGACGAAGGCUUUUCGUCGAUCAUUGUUCCGGGAGCCGGGGAAGCCAACUUCGAUGCCCUAGAGGUCAAUCCAUUCGAGACGGCCAAACAGCGACAAGACACCGAAGUCAAAUCGUUGUUGAAUAAAUUACAACCUGAGAUGAUUGCUCUGGACCCUAAUUUUAUCGGCAACCUCGAUCUACGUUCUGACAAGCAGCGCCAAGCGGAGAAAGAUCUUGAUGCUAAGCCAGUCAAUAUUGAAACAGAGAUCAGAAAUAGAGCUCGUGGAAAGAAUAGUGCACUUCGAAGAUAUUUGAGGAAGCAAAGAGCUAAGAAUAUCAUUGAUGAGAAGAGACUAAAAGUGGAUGAGCUAUGGAACGAACAACAGCAGCAGCGGGAUCAGAAGGAAAAAGAAAAGGAGACCGAACUCGGGCCAGCUUUGGCGAGAUUUGGGAAAAGGGAAUAGGGAAUAGGGAAUAGAGAAUAAUCAGGGUCCAAUGCAAAUUAGGAGGCAUCCAAUCUAGCAUCAGCUUGACGUCUUAUCGCAUCCACGACUUAUUUGUUGGCAGUUCAUGAUUCUUAGGGGCUGGAUGCAACAAAGGGAAACAAUUACGUGGCUGGAUAGUAGAGGUACUACUUAUACCCAAUAGUUACUGUAGUUCUGUUUUAAUCAAGACACAAGAAAUAAUAC
This is a messenger RNA of Hypoxylon fragiforme, 2028 nucleotides long. RefSeq names its product BING4CT-domain-containing protein. Gene Ontology annotation, cellular component: nucleolus; 90S preribosome; small-subunit processome. Gene Ontology annotation, molecular function: protein binding. The coding region runs from base 139 to 1803 and encodes 554 amino acids. Lineage: Eukaryota; Fungi; Ascomycota; Sordariomycetes; Xylariales; Hypoxylaceae. Gene Ontology annotation, biological process: maturation of SSU-rRNA from tricistronic rRNA transcript (SSU-rRNA, 5.8S rRNA, LSU-rRNA). The transcript has 2 exons. The record is from RefSeq and is a predicted model, not a curated record.